UAGAAGACCUAUCUGGGGACUGCUUUCCAUCACCACAAAGUCCUCCUGCGCGCUCGUUGAACAUGAACACUCGAAAAGAAGAAUUACAGGAGCGGGCCAUCGUCAGAAUAGCAGCUCAUUUACCAGACCUCAUUGUCUAUGGCGACUUCUCCCCCCAGCGACCGUCGGUGGAUUAUUUUGAUGGAGUCCUAAUGUUUGUUGAUAUUUCAGGUUUUACGGCAAUGACGGAGAAGUUCAGCACAGCCAUGUACAUGGACCGAGGGGCCGAGCAGCUGGUGGAGAUCCUCAACUACUACAUCAGUGCGAUCGUGGAGAAAGUGUUGAUUUUUGGAGGCGACAUCCUGAAAUUUGCAGGCGAUGCGCUGCUAGCCCUGUGGAAGGUGGAGCGAAAGCAACUGAAGAAUAUCAUCACGGUGGUCAUCAAAUGUAGCCUGGAGAUCCACGGAUUGUUUGGGACCCAGGAGUCUGAAGAAGGCCUAGAUAUCCGAGUCAAGAUAGGACUGGCUGCCGGCCACAUCUCCAUGCUGGUCUUUGGAGACGAAACACGUAACCACUUUCUGGUGAUCGGCCAGGCGGUGGAUGAUGUGCGCCUGGCACAGAACAUGGCCCGGAUGAACGAUGUCAUUCUGUCACCGAACUGCUGGCAGCUGUGCGACCGCAGUAUGAUUGAAAUUGAGAGGAUUCCAGAUCAGAGAGCAGUGAAGGUUAACUUCUUAAAGCCACCCCCUUCUUUUAAUUUUGAUGAAUUUUUCAACAAGUGUAUGACCUUCAUGGAUUAUUACCCUUCUGGUAAUCACAAAAACCUCCUGAGGCUUGCGUGCAUGCUGGAGUCUGAUCCAGAGCUGGAGUUGUCCCUACAGAAGUAUGUGAUGGAAAGCAUUUUGAAGCAGAUUGACGACAAACAGCUUCGGGGUUAUCUGUCUGAGCUUCGCCCAGUGACGAUUGUGUUUGUGAACCUGAUGUUUCAAGACCAGAACAAAGCAGAGGUCAUAGGCUCGGCCAUCCAGGAUGCCUGUGUGCACAUCAGUUCUGUCCUGAAGGUCUUCAGAGGCCAGAUCAAUAAAGUCUUCAUGUUCGACAAGGGCUGCUCUUUCCUCUGUGUCUUCGGCUUCCCUGGGGAAAAGGCACCUGAUGAGGUCACUCACGCUUUGGAAAGUGCUGUGGAUAUAUUUGACUUCUGCUCUCAGGUCCACAAAAUCCAUACUGUCUCCAUCGGUGUUGCCAGCGGGAUUGUCUUCUGUGGAAUUGUCGGACACACUGUGAGACACGAGUACACAGUCAUUGGUCAAAAAGUCAACAUAGCUGCCAGGAUGAUGAUGUACUACCCGGGAAUCGUGACCUGUGACUCUGUCACCUACAAUGGCAGCAACCUGCCUCCCUACUUUUUUAAAGAGCUCCCAAAGAAACUUAUGAAAGGUGUUGGCGAUUCUGGACCAGUCUAUCAGUGUUUGGGACUUAAUGAGAAAGUCAUGUUUGGGAUGGCAUACCUUACCUGCAACAGAAAUGAGGGCUACCCUUUGCUGGGUCGUGAUAAGGAGAUCAAAUACUUCAUGUGUACUAUGAAGGAAUUUUUAAUGUCCAACUGCAGCCGAGUCCUAAUGUAUGAAGGAUUAUCCGGAUUUGGAAAAAGCCGGAUACUUAUGGAAAUUGAGUACCUGGCCCAAGGUGAGAACCACAGGACUAUUGCUAUUGCACUGACUAAGAUCAGCUUCCAUCAGAAUUUUUAUACUAUCCAGAUACUCAUGGCCAAUGUCCUGGGGCUCGAUACUUGUAAGCAUUAUAAAGAACGACAGACCAACCUCCAAAAUAAAGUCAAGACCCUGUUGGAUGAAAAGUUCCACUGUCUUCUUAAUGACAUUUUCCAUGUCCAGUUCCCUAUUUCACGGGAGAUUUCCAAGAUGAGCACCUUGAGAAAGCAAAAGCAACUGGAAGCUUUAUUUAUGAAGAUCUUGGAGCAAACAGUGAAAGAGGAAAGGAUCAUUUUCAUCAUUGAUGAGGCCCAGUUUGUGGAUUACGCCUCCUGGAUCUUUAUGGAGAAGCUUAUCCGAACUGUUCCCAUCUUUAUCAUCAUGUCUCUGUCUCCCUUCAUUGAAAUUCCUUGUACAGCGGCCAGUGCCAUAAUGAAGAACAGGAACACCACCUACGUCACCCUCGGAGCAGUACAGCCCAAGGACAUCCGCAACAAGGUCUGUCUUGACCUCAAUGUGAGCAGCAUCCCCAAAGAACUGGACUUGUACUUGGUGGAAGGGAGCUGUGGGAUCCCAUUUUACUGCGAAGAAUUGGUGAAGAACCUCGACCACCACAGGGUGCUUGUUUUCCAGCAGAUGGAGAGUGAGGAAAAGGCCAAAGUGACCUGGGAUAACCUGUUCAAGAAUUUCAUUAAGCCAACAGAGGAAUUUAAAAUGUUUGGUCUCGGUAAUGAAGAAGGAACUGAAGAAAUCUGUAAACUCGCAAGUGGUGUCAGACUGAAAAACCUGUCACCCCCGGCAUCCUUAAAAGAAAUCUCUCUGGUCCAGCUGGAUAGCAUGAGCCUUUCCCACCAAAUGUUGGUGAGAUGCGCGGCCAUCAUUGGCCUGACCUUUACUACAGAAUUGUUGUUUGAGAUUCUCCCUUGUUGGAACAUGAAGAUGAUGAUCAAGGCCCUGGCGACUCUAGUGGAAUCCAACAUUUUUGAUUGCUUCCGGGAUGGCAAGGAUCUCCGACUGGCUCUGAAACACAACGCAGCCUCCUUCGAGGUGCAUAAUCGCUCCUUAUCUCUGCAGCCCACUGAAGGGAUGGCUCACGGGGAAGAGGAGGAGCUUCGUGAACUGGAAAGCGAGGUGAUUGAGUGCCACAUCAUUCGGUUCUGCAAGCCUAUGAUGCAGAAAACAGCCUAUGAGCUGUGGCUCAAGGACCAGAAGAAAGCCAUGCAUUUGAAAUGUGCCCGCUUCCUAGAGGAAAACGCCCACAGGUGCGACCACUGCCGAAGUGGGGACUUCAUUCCCUAUCACCACUUCACAGUAGACAUUCGGCUCAACACCCUGGACAUGGACACCAUUAAGAAGAUGGCUACGUCCCAUGGAUUUGAAACUGAAGAAGAGAUCAAGAUUUCCAGAGCCGGGAUCCCUAAGAACUCUGAAUUAUUUUCCGAAAACCUCAGCCCUGAAGAAAUAGGGGAGAGGAUCUUGGGGUUCUUUGACGUCAUCCUAACGAAAAUGAAGACGUCGAAGGAAGACAUCAUCCCUCUGGAAUCCUGCCAGUGUGAGGAGAUCCUAGAGAUUGUCAUCUUGCCUCUGGCCCAGCAUUUCCUGGCUUUGGGAGAAAACAACAAGGCCUUGUAUUACUUCCUAGAAAUCACAUCUGCGUAUCUCACCCUGGAUGACAAUUACAUGGCAUACAUGUAUUUGAAUGAGGGAGAGAGGCUGCUGAAAACCCUCAAGAAGGAAAAAUCCUGGAGUCAGACUUUUGAGUCUGCCACCUUUUAUAGCCUCAAAGGCCAGGUCUGCUUCAACAUGGGCCAGAUGGUGCUUGCCAAGAAGAUGCUGAGGAAGGCGCUGAAGCUUCUCAACCGAAUCUUCCCUUACAACCUGAUCUCCCUGUUUCUCCACACCCACAUGGAGAAAAACAGACACUUUCAUUAUGUGACUCAGCAGGCCCAAGAGAGCUCACCUCCGGGGAAGAAGAGGCUGGCCCAGCUCUACCAGCAGACCGCCUGCUUCUCCUUGCUGUGGCAGAUCUACAGCCUGAACUAUUUUUUCCACCACAAGUACUACGGCCACCUGGCAGCUAUGAUGGAGCUGAACACCGCACUGGAAACCCAAAACGACUUCCAGAUCAUUAAGGCUUACCUGGACUACGCCAUGUACCACCACCUGGCUGGCUACCAGGGCGUGUGGUUCAAAUAUGAAGUCAAGGCCAUGGAGCAGAUCUUCAACCUCCCCCUGAAAGGCGAGGGCAUUGAAAUCGUGGCAUACGUGGCUGGUAAACUGAGUUACAUCAAGUUAAUGACGGGCUACCUGGACUUGGCCAUUGAGUUAGGCGCUCGAGCCCACAAGAUGUGGGCAUUGCUCCAGAAUCCCAACCAACACUAUGUGGUCCUCUGCAGACUUAGUAAAUCUCUCUUCUUGAAAAACAGAUACAAGCAUCUGAUCCAGAUGCUGGGGAGGCUGUGGGAUCUUUCUGUAGCAGAAGGCCACAUCAUCAGCAAGGCAUUUUUCUAUUUAGUCUGCUUGGACAUCAUGCUUUAUUCCGGCUUCGUUUAUAGAACAUUUGAAGAAUGUCUGGAAUUCAUUAUCCAAAAUGAAGACAACAGAAUCCUCAAGUUCCAAAGUGGACUCCUCCUGGGACUUUACUCGAGUAUAGCUAUCUGGUAUGGCAGACUUCAGGAAUGGGACAACUUCUAUGUAUUCUCUAACAGAGCUAAAACUCUAGUGUCAAGAAGAACCCCAACGAUUCUGUACUAUGACGGCAUAUCUAGGUACAUGGAGGGCCAAGUUCUCCAACUUCAAAAGCAAAUAGAAGAACAAUCUGAGACUGCCCAGGACAGUGGAGUUGAGCUACUCAAGAGCCUGGAGAGUCUGGUGGCUCAAAAUACUACUGGCCCUGUCUUCUACCCAAGGCUCUACCACCUGAUGGCCUACAUCUGUAUACUCAUGGGAGAUGGGCAGAACUGUGACCUCUUCCUGAACACAGCCUUGAAGCUCUCUGAAAUACAGGGGAACGCGCUGGAGAAAUGCUGGCUGAACAUGAGCAAGGAAUGGUGGUACUCAAACUGUACGCUAAUGGAAGACCAGUGGCUGCAUACGAUCCUGAGUCUCCCGGCGUGGGAAAAAAUUGUAUCCGGCAAAGUGAACAUCCACGACGUUCAGAAAAACAAAUUUCUCAUGCGAGUUAACAUCCUGGACAACCCCUUCUAACGUGCUGGGGGUGGGGAGGGAGAACAAAGAUGUUAACGAGAUCCAGAGAUCCACACCCUUGCAAUGUUCUGUUUUUGAUCCUUCUCUGUAGCCAGCACCCUCAGGGUUCUUUUUUUCCACACUCUCUUCUCUUGCAGUCACGGAGCCGGGGAAGUUGGCUGCUUCUUCCUUGGAGAGACAGAGAGGGUGGCCAGUGUCAUGCUUUGCUUCCUCUAACAUUGCCUUCCCUUUCUGUCUUUUGUUUAAAGCCCUGACCUGUGUAUUUUAGCCCAUGCAAAACUGUACCACAUAGGAAGACGGUACAACACCUUGUGUUGCAACAGACCCGUGUCUGGUUAAUGUAUUA
Molecule: messenger RNA, 5241 nt
Organism: Lepus europaeus (European hare)
Lineage: Eukaryota; Metazoa; Chordata; Mammalia; Lagomorpha; Leporidae
Gene: ADCY10
Product: adenylate cyclase 10
Exons: 32
Coding region: 63-4895 (1610 amino acids)
Biological process (GO): spermatogenesis; intracellular signal transduction; cAMP biosynthetic process
Cellular component (GO): cytoplasm
Molecular function (GO): adenylate cyclase activity; magnesium ion binding
Source: RefSeq, a predicted model, not a curated record